Prunus dulcis (almond) is the source of this 3057-nucleotide messenger RNA. RefSeq names its product APO protein 3, mitochondrial. The record is from RefSeq and is a predicted model, not a curated record. NCBI's taxonomy places the organism in Eukaryota, Viridiplantae, Streptophyta, Magnoliopsida, Rosales, Rosaceae. Bases 331 to 1605 code for a protein of 424 amino acids. The transcript has 3 exons. Gene Ontology annotation, molecular function: RNA binding.
CUCCUGGGGUGCUCUUAAGCCCAACCCAAAAUCAGAAUAAAACUAAAAUAAAAUAAUUUCACCGCAAUUCACAGUCGCUUCCCGUUUCCGGUCCUCCCCUCCCCUCUCUUCUUCUUCUUCCUCAGGCUCUUGUUCAGUUUCGUUUUCUUCAUUUGAUUGGUUCUUGCUCUUCAUUUUCAUUUUUCUCCAGUUCUUCUUGUGUAUCCAGUCACCCAGCCCUCCCCCUUCUUCGGCCCUUCUUCUUCCUUUUCAGUUCGUCUUCUUCGAAAGUUGAUGCUUGAGGUGUUAAAUAUCAGCAUUUGGUCAUUUUGAAGAGAAUCUCCACACAGUAUGCAGAGAAGAAUAAUAUGGAAAACUUGCAAUUUUACAAGAUUUUAUUGUCAACUUGAUCAAAAGGCGUGUUUUGAAUCGGAGAGAACCCUUACCUUAGUAGGUGAUUCAGAUGAUCCUUUGUAUGCGGAUGUACCGAGACCUCCAAGAAAAAUGUCAGAGAGGAAGCCUUAUCCUACACCCAUGAAGGUUUUGAUUCAAAGAGCGAAGGAGGAGAAAGAAGCCCGAAAGGCCCAGCCUUGUAGGAUGCUUGAAGAACCUCCUGAUAAUGGAUUGUUGGUCCCUGAAUUGGUUGAGGUGGCUCAUCAAGUUUACCGAGCUCGACAAUCGGUCCUGUUUGGCUUGUCAAAGCUUCUUCAAGUUGUUCCUGUCCAACGGUGCAGGUUUUGCUCCGAAGUUCACAUUGGCCAUGCGGGUCAUGAAAUCCGAACUUGCACUGGCCCAAAUAGUGGUUUUCGGAGUGCUUCACAUGUUUGGAAGAAGGGAGGAGUUCAAGAUGUGGUUUCCUUUCCUAAAUGCUUCCAUCUUUAUGAUCGUGUUGGAAAACCAAGAGUUGGGCAUGACGAGAGGUAUCGAAUCCCACGGAUCCCUGCCAUUUUGGAGCUCUGUAUACAGGCUGGUCUAGAGAUUGACGAGUACCCAACAAAGAGAAGAACGAGACCUGUAUAUUGUAUUGAAGGAAGAAUUGUGGACUUUGAGAUGGUUAACAAAAUGGAUGAAAUGGAUAGAAACUCAUAUCCUGGGAUUGUUGAUACCCUAGUAGAUCCUGAUGUAGGAACUAAUAUGGAAGAAUUGAGAAAUUCAGCUUCACCGAGUCAUACUAACUGUGUAGAUAAAUCAAGUGAUAAAGUGGGGAAAUCUUUGACCGAGUUGAGUAGUACUACAAUGGGCUCAUGGUUUGAGAUGAUAUCCGGAGCAAAGAAUAUCAUGGAGAAAUACAGUGUGAAGACUUGUGGAUAUUGUUUAGAGGUCCAGGUGGGUCCCAAGGGGCACAAAGUGAGGAUGUGCAAGGCAUCAAAGCAUCAAUCUCGUAAUGGUUUGCAUGCAUGGCAAGAAGCAACAAUAGAAGAUUUUAUAGGUCUGAACUAUGUUUGGCAUGUCCGAGACGUAAAUUGUCCUGCUCUGGAUAACAACCUAAAGAGGUAUUAUGGCAAGGCUCCAGCUGUGGUGGAGCUAUGUGUGCAGGCAGGUGCACCUGUUCCGGAUGAAUAUAGGAGUAUGAUGAGAUUAGAUGUGGCUUCCCCUGAACGUGAUGAGGUUGAUCUUGUUGCUUGAUAUAAAGUUCCUGUAUGCAGAUGGAUGUGAUAUACUAAAGAGAUGUUAAAAGGGGUUCUGCUGCUCUUCCAUAUUGUGUCUGAAAGCUGCGAGUAAUUAGAGGGGAGGAAAGCUUAUUCGAAGACAUUUCUACUUCCAUAUUGUCUUAGAAAUGUGUGUGUUCUCUCUGCAGGUUUAGGUAGUCCAUAGGUUAAUUUGAUUGCACUGCCCUUACUUCUGUAGUUUCUGUUUCUCGAAUUUGUCGAGCAAAAGAGAGAACUAGGAUGAAUUAGUAAAGAAAAAUGUAUCUGUGCUUCAGAAGAAGCCAUAAGAUUGAUUUAGAUGCAGUCUCAGAGGUAUGAGCAUACAUGUAUGCAUAAUAAAUCAUUUUUUAGGUCAUCAUAGUAACAUUACGAGGUAAUUUUAGACAUAAGAAGGAUACAACCUUUAUGCAUAAGUACAAGAAGUAGCAUUUAACAGAUGAUAGUUUUUUUGUGGAGUUGGGCGUAGAAGGUGGGAGAUCAAUCAACGGUCAUUGUUUAAGUUCCACCAGCGUCGGCAUUUGGAGGCUACACUUAGCAAGUCCGUGGCUGAGAGAGCAAAGCCUUCUACUUUUGUAUGACAUUUCACAAUUUCGGUGGAGGUAGGAAGCUUGUCAACCCUAGGUUUGUUGGGCGAUGCCCACAUCAGAAGCUCUUCUCCAAAAGUCUUUCCUCUCCCAAGUUGCUUGGUGGGAAUUGAUGUGGAGGCCCCUGUACGACCAGAAUCACAAGUUGUGCUGUAGGUGAAGAUGGUGCCUUCCAUAAUGAAGAGCAUGCGAUCAAGUAGGUCCCCUCUUCGAAAUAUGGUUUUAUCUUCGGGGAACAUCACUGGCUUCGCAUAGUCGCAAAUCAUUUUCAGCACUUUGUCAUCCAUAACCUUAAGGAAUUGUACCUGCAUUUAUACGUAGUUUAGCUUACAUUAAUCCAUCGAUGCUUUUGGCACUCCAAAUCUCAUCUCCAAUGAGGAGUGUAUAAGACGGUUUAAGGGUGAUUUUAGAGUGCCUCGAUCAGGAUACAAAAGAAUUCUCCUACAUCCGAAAAGUUAAAGAAUAAAGAGUUGGAUCACUCUCCUAAUUGUCAAUUGAUUUUGGGGUUGGAAGCUCAACUUUCUUCAGUGAUCAAUAUUUAAACACAAAACAAGAUUCAUUCAUCUAUACAAGUUCAAUGUUGAUAAUUUAUGUGUGUCUGAGAGAGAGAGAGAGAGAGAGAGAGAGAGAGAGAGAGAGAGAGAGAGAGAGAGAGAGAGACUUACUUGUGACAGAAUAUCCCAGCAAAGAUGACGCUUCAGAAUUUUUUUCGUAUACCAGUGAAGAACAUCAAAUAUAUUCUCCAGAUCGGCAUCUUUGUCUUUUUCCAAUUUUUUAUGUAUGUUUUUCUUGAUUUCUUUCUUCAAUUCUUCAGGAACACGAUUUUUGUCCAUCCAUGUUUCCCA